This is a messenger RNA of Scatophagus argus, 1141 nucleotides long. It is a transcript of the gene sfr1, whose product is annotated as SWI5-dependent homologous recombination repair protein 1. The coding region runs from base 281 to 934 and encodes 217 amino acids. Gene Ontology annotation, cellular component: Swi5-Sfr1 complex. The transcript is spliced from 3 exons. Lineage: Eukaryota; Metazoa; Chordata; Actinopteri; Scatophagidae. The record is from RefSeq and is a predicted model, not a curated record. Gene Ontology annotation, biological process: positive regulation of DNA-templated transcription; double-strand break repair via homologous recombination.
AUCGCGUCAUCAAAUUCCGUCCAAUCGCUGCCUUUGGAGGUUUUCUUGAUCCGCAAAAAUGAGGAAAAACAGAGAAAUCUGCAUUAGCUAUUACAGUUUAGUGAUUUAGCUGGCGUUCUUGAUCGAGUUCAUCAAUACGUUUGGUUACAUGCGGGUGUUAUUUUCGUCUUUCGUGUUUGUUACGGGGUAACUAUUUGAUUAACGUUAACGUUAGCUCGUACUUGUUAGGCUAACAUAGUCACCCUGACGUUAGCUCACAUGAGUGAGAGAAGUUUAAUCGAUGGAGAUCACUCCUAAAGCAGCCAAACAAAAACCGGUGUAUUCACCUUGUAAUUCAGUGGAGUCAAGCCCCUGUCAAAUUAAAGAGGAAAAGCAUCAUCAGAAGCUGAGUUCGUCUCUGAAGGAGAGGCUAAAGAGAUCAAGGCGCUCCUUCACCUCGCCCUUUUCUGUGGCUAAACGUCUUUGUGUUGAUGAUGAAGAGGAGGAGGAGGAGGAGGAGGAUGGCCGACAAGUUUCAGCAGAUUCUCGUGAGACAAUUAAUAACCCUCCACUGAUCAUUCCCAACGUAGAUGUAAACAGAAAUGAGGCGAGGUCGUGGAGUGAAAGGUUUUGUGGACGCAUUCCCAAUCCAACAGGUCCUCCUUUAGAAGACUUUACACAACAACGAGACCAACUGAAGAAAGAGGUUAAAGACAAGGCGGAGACACUGCGCAGACUCAAGAUGGUUCAAAUGUACAGGACCAAGAAUGAUUUAACACAGCUCCAGACCUUGAUUGACAAGUGGCGGAGAUGUGCUCAGGCUGCGCUGUAUGAGCUCCAGUCAGAUGUCCCCAUACGUGGAGGAAAAGCCAGCCUGUCAGAGCUUAUUGACCUCUUUGGUCUGGAUGAUGGCAUUUUACACUUUGACCGCGCAGAGGAAGACUUCACUACCUAAUGAAUAUGCCUCAUAAAACACAUAUAUCAUUUGUUUUAUCGGUGCACAAAAAUACUACAGAGGAACAAUCCUACUCAAAGUAUAAGUGUUAACUAAGUGUUGUUGCUGAUAAACCGUUUUCAGCUGUUGUAAAGUUGUACGUUUGUAAAUUGCAUGUUUAGUUAACGUGCACAAAGAGAAAUGUAAAUAAAACCUGUGUUAUCUGUU